CCCAGGUUAUAAUAAUCUCUGGUAAUCCAUGGUAUCCCUUGGCUAUUGAAACACCACCCUGAUCCUUACUUUCAUUUUCACACGGCCAUCUUCUCCUGAAUGCAUGUGUGUCCAAAUUUUGCUUUUUUGUAAGGACACAAGUCCUAUUGGACUAGGGCCAGCCUAGCAACGUCAUCAAAACUUGAUCAUCUCUGUACAAACCCUUUCUCUAAAUAAGGUCACAUUCUGAGGGAGUGGGGGUUAUGAUUCCUACAUGCCUUUUUUUGGAAGGGACACAAUCCAAUCCAUAGCAAAGGCCUUCAAUCAUUUAUUCUUGGGGGACUGACUGUACAUGCACGAGACACAGUCCAGUGAGAAAGACAGGACACGCACGUGCAGAGCUCCGAUAUGGAGUUAAAUCUCAGCUGGGGAAUCUGGAAAGGGUCCUGGAAGGCAAGGGCACAGAGUCACAAUGGAUGGUAUGAACCAGCUGAGGACCCAGAUCCCUUUGAAGGCCCCAAUUACCACAUCGCUCCCAGAUGGGUGUACCACCUCACCAGCGCCUGGAUGGUCUUCGUGGUCAUCGCAUCUGUCUUCACUAAUGGGCUCGUGCUGGCAGCCACCAUGAGGUUCAAGAAGCUCCGCCACCCUCUCAACUGGAUCCUGGUCAACUUGGCCAUCGCUGACCUGGCAGAGACCAUCAUCGCCAGCACCAUCAGCGUUGUGAACCAGAUGUAUGGCUACUUUGUGCUGGGCCACCCCUUGUGUGUUGUGGAGGGCUACACUGUCUCCUUGUGUGGGAUCACCGGUCUCUGGUCCUUGGCCAUCAUCUCCUGGGAGAGGUGGAUGGUGGUCUGCAAGCCCUUUGGCAACGUCAGAUUUGAUGCCAAGUUGGCCAUCACGGGCAUCGCCUUCUCCUGGAUCUGGGCUGCUGUGUGGACGGCUCCGCCCAUCUUUGGUUGGAGUAGGUACUGGCCCCACGGCCUGAAGACUUCAUGUGGCCCCGAUGUGUUCAGCGGCAGCUCCUACCCAGGGGUGCAGUCGUACAUGAUCGUUCUCAUGAUCACGUGUUGCUUCAUCCCACUCAGCGUCAUCAUCCUCUGCUACCUGCAAGUGUGGCUGGCCAUCCGAGCGGUGGCAAAGCAGCAGAAAGAAUCUGAGUCCACCCAGAAGGCAGAGAAGGAGGUAACCCGCAUGGUGAUGGUGAUGAUCUUCGCCUACUGUCUCUGCUGGGGGCCCUACACCUUCUUUGCCUGCUUCGCCGCUGCACACCCCGGCUACGCCUUCCACCCUCUGGUGGCUGCCCUGCCAGCCUACUUUGCCAAAAGUGCCACUAUCUACAACCCCAUUAUCUAUGUCUUCAUGAACCGCCAGUUUCGAAACUGCAUCUUGCAACUUUUUGGGAAGAAGGUGGAUGACAGCUCUGAACUCUCCAGUGUUUCCAAAACAGAGGCGUCAUCUGUUUCUUCGGUGUCACCUGCAUGAGUCUCUGCCAGCCCUGAAAACGAAAACGCCUGCCUCUCACCCGAAAAUGGAAAAUGGAACCUGUCCCCACCUCCAGGGCUUUGGCCCCCAUCCACCCCGCCUCCCCACCCUUGCUUCUCCAUCCCUGUGAAAUAAUUGUAGUUUCUCUUUGCCAAAAACAACCAUGUCACAGGGGCUGCCCCGGCCAUUUGGGGGCAACCAAGCCUCUGGGCAUUGGGUCACUGGGUCACGGGAGGGCACGCAGGGUAGAGAAGGGUGCAGUACUCCAGAGAUGUUCAUCUUUUAUAAGCCUCCUGUCUGCAGGUGGGAAAGAGAAGUGUGAAGCAGGUGGGCAUCACCGGGCUGCCAGGGAUGAACCAGGAAAGGCAGAGCUGAGCAGUGGCCAUCUGGAGAGGUGGGAGGAGCUAGCAAAGCCAGGCCUUUUAAGGCCCCUUGGGUGGAGGCCGAGAGGCCCUGGCAAACCAUCUCCACCUGGAGGGGACCCAGGCCUGCCACUCUGGGGCAGAGAUGGCGUGCCGCUUCUGCCAGGCCAGGGUGCUGAGCCCAAGGAGCAGGAGCAUGGUGCAUGUGUGCAGGCGCAAGUGCAGCAGCAGGGGGCAGGCACAAGUGCCGGACAGCAGAACCAGGAGCACCGUGGCCAGCUUCAGCAGCAGGCUCGUCAAGUGGCACAGGAUGUCCUGGGGCCAGCUCUGUGGGCGUUCUGUCAGCCCCAGCUGGGUCACCUGCUGCAGAGCCUCGAGCUUGCCCAUGCGGUUCUUGAAGGUAUCCAUGACCUCCUGCAGGAGGAAGACCAUGAAGCUGGGACCCUGCGUCCCUGCUGCCCAGGAGCUGGAGAGUCGCAGAUUGUGCCCGAGUUCCCAGAUUGGCUAAGCCGGCCCCGGCCCCAGGAGAGGGCAGCGUGAUCAUAAAGACCAGGCGCUGCAGGGGCACAGUGCCAGGCACGAUCCCUUCCCUGGGCUCCGGGGGUGUCAGAGCAGACUCCCUCAUCUUCUGCUGGCCUGGUCCCUAUCACCACCUCCUUAUCAGCCAUUUCUCACAAAGGACCCCCAGGGCUGCUCACCCAGAUCUCCUUGGCUCUCUCAUAGGACAGGUAGACGAUUCUCUCCUCGGUGCAGGCCAGGUUCUGUUUGAGGUGGUAAAUCUCGUCCAGGUGCCCCUGCAGGUGCCCAUUCACCUGUCCUUCCAGCAGCACUUGUCUUGGGAGCAAAAGACAGUGACAGGCCCUGAGCAACCCUGCUCAAAGCCACACUAGAUGUGGCUUCAGAACACGCCUUCCUCCUCUCUCCUCAAGCUGCAGUCGAACCCUGACUCCUCCUCCAGGUCGGUCUCAGAACACCCCAGAUGCACAUCAGCCAGCCACACACACACACACACACACACACACCAAUAUUCAUGAAUCUUUUAUAUAUAUAGUCACUCUUUUGUAAUGGCUUUACAAAAAUAGCAAUAUAUAAGAAGUAGAAAUCGAGAUCUAAACUGCCUGUGUAUGCCAUUAAAUUCCAUAUAUAUAUAUAUAUAUAUAUAUAUACCCCCACCCCAGUGUUUCGUGUGCAGUAGCUCUUCCCUAAAAAUCAUCUGUUGAUUAUCAGGAUGGAACAGUCUCAAAACUCCACAUAACUGUAUGACACCAUGGGUAGGAAAUGCCCAGCAUAAGCCAAUCCGUAAAG
This is a messenger RNA of Bubalus bubalis (water buffalo), 3131 nucleotides long. Its product is annotated as opsin 1, long wave sensitive. The coding region runs from base 388 to 1464 and encodes 358 amino acids. Gene Ontology annotation, biological process: G protein-coupled receptor signaling pathway; phototransduction; visual perception. Lineage: Eukaryota; Metazoa; Chordata; Mammalia; Artiodactyla; Bovidae. The record is from RefSeq and is a predicted model, not a curated record. Gene Ontology annotation, molecular function: G protein-coupled receptor activity. Gene Ontology annotation, cellular component: photoreceptor outer segment; membrane. The transcript is spliced from 6 exons.